Messenger RNA from Lutra lutra (Eurasian river otter), 2420 nucleotides. RefSeq names its product NALCN channel auxiliary factor 2 (gene NALF2). Gene Ontology annotation, cellular component: plasma membrane. Gene Ontology annotation, molecular function: stretch-activated, monoatomic cation-selective, calcium channel activity. Lineage: Eukaryota; Metazoa; Chordata; Mammalia; Carnivora; Mustelidae. Bases 267 to 1688 code for a protein of 473 amino acids. The record is from RefSeq and is a predicted model, not a curated record. The transcript has 3 exons. Gene Ontology annotation, biological process: calcium ion import across plasma membrane.
CCGGGCAGUGCCUAGCGGGCCGGGCGGCGGCGCCCCGGCUGCGAGAGAGGGAGCGCGGGAGGAGCGCGGGGACGGCAGAAGAGCACCCCGCGACUCUGGCCUGAGCGGUGUCCCGGGGCCGGCCGGCCUGCCUCACCAUGCAGCCACCGAGGUAGAGCCUGGACGGCGCUGAGGAGCGCGGAGCGGCGCGCAGCCCGCUCGCCCGCCGGUGACGGCCGUCCGGCCUCGCGCCUGCCUGAUCUCUCCAGCCCGGACCCCCCCGAAAUAUGUUCAGGGGCGCUUGGAUGUGGCCCGGGAAAGACGCCGCCGCGCUGACUAUCUGCUGCUGCUGCUGCUGCUGGGCUCCCAGGCCGAGCGACAAACCUUGCGCUGACUCUGAGCGGGCGCAGCGAUGGCGACUGUCCCUGGCGUCCCUGCUCUUCUUCACCGUGCUGCUCGCUGACCAUCUGUGGCUGUGCGCGGGGGCCCGGCCCCGGGCGAGGGAGCUGAGCAGCGCCAUGCGGCCGCCCUGGGGGACCGGCCGGGAGCGGCAGCCGAUGCCUCCUCGCGCGGUGCUGCCCUUGCCGCCGCCGCCGCCGCCCGGCGAGCCCAGCGCGUCCCCGGGCACCUGCGGCCCCCAAUACAGCAACCUGACCAAAGCCACCCCCGCUGCCGGUCCCAGGCCGGACUGCGGUGGCGUCCCAGAGCCCACGGGGCUGGACGCAGCUUGCACCAAAUUGCAAUCUUUGCAGAGACUUUUUGAACCGACUACCCCGGCCCCCCCACUGCGGCCCCCUGACUCCCCUUCCCGUGCCCCGGCCGAGUUCCCCUCCGCCAAAAAAAACUUGCUCAAAGGCCACUUUCGGAACUUCACUCUCUCCUUUUGCGACACCUACACGGUCUGGGACUUGCUGCUGGGCAUGGACCGCCCCGACAGCCUGGACUGCAGCCUGGACACCUUGCUGGGGGACCUGCUGGCCGUGGUGGCCAGCCCGGGCUCCGGGGCCUGGGAGGUGUGUAACAACUGUAUCGAGGCGUACCAGCGGCUCGACCGACAUGCUCAGGAAAAAUAUGACGAGUUCGACCUCGUGCUGCAUAAAUACUUACAGGCAGAAGAGUACUCAAUCCGGUCCUGCACGAAAGGCUGUAAGGCUGUCUACAAGGCCUGGCUGUGCUCCGAAUACUUCAGCGUGACCCAGCAGGAAUGCCAGCGCUGGGUGCCCUGUAAGCAGUACUGUCUGGAAGUGCAGACCCGGUGCCCCUUUAUACUCCCCGACAACGAGGAAAUGGUGUACGGAGGGCUUCCUGGCUUUAUCUGUACAGGGUUGCUGGAUACUUCGCCAAAGCGGCCGGAAACCAAGUGCUGUGACGUGCAGUGGGUCUCCUGUGAGUCGGAGAAGAAGAAGUUCAAGGAGACUGAGGCCCCCAAAACCCACCACCAGCAAUUCCACCACUCCUAUUUCCACCACUACCACCAACAGUACCACCAUUUCCACCCCCGCCAUGACCCCCCCGGCCACAUCAGCCACAAGCCCUCCCUGCUGCCGGUCUCCGGGGGCUCCCGCCUCAGCCCCAGCAGGAUCCGGCUCUAUGUCCUUGUUCUCAUGCUCCUCCAUACCAUGGUGUCCUUCUCCAGCAGCCAGGGCGGUGGAGGACUGGGGCUGGAGGCACUGCCGGCCCUAGAUGAGGGCCUGACUCUGGAAGAGUGACAGCAGGAAGGGAGGACAGACCUCCACCGCACACUGACAUCAGCUCCAUCCCCCCAGGGGGAGGGGAGGGGCUCCUCCCAUGGGAGGUAUAGGACCAGGUGGGGGGCGGGGGAAAUGGGGGCCACACAUCACCCCCAACGUACCCCCACCCCAAAAGCAGCUCCAGCAGUAGGGCCAGAGGGCCCCAGGGAGCUGCAAAACUCAUCCAGGAGAACAAGGCAAGAGCAGCAGGUGCCCCCCACUCAGGUCCCGAUCUAUGGGGCUUAGCAAAAAAAGGGGGGGAGUGGGGGCUGGACAUAUCCACUCCUGCUGAGAGCCCUGACCCUAGGGAAGGAGGCUGCUCAACCAGCCUUGGCCCUGCAGGGAAUGUUGGGGGGCACAGAGGGGAGAAGCUCUUUUCCCCCUCCUCAUUCCUUUUGUUGCCACGAUCCUUAAUUCCCUCCUGCCCAUACCCCUAUAGGCAAUGGCAGACGGUGCAGUGGCCCUUCUCCUACUCCAGUGCACCUUGCCCCAUGUGGGGCCACCACAGGCAAGUGCCAGGCUGGGAGGUGAGGUGCAUACAGUCAUGGCUAGGUCGGGGCCCCGGUUAAGCUGUGCCCUGCCACCCUAGGCAAUGAGGGGUAGGAAUGGGGUACAGAAUGAGUGGUGAGAGAGAGUGGAGAUAGGGAAGAGGGAGAGGAGAGUAGGGGAGUGGAGGGGAGAGGAGAGGAGAAGAAAGGAGAGUAGAGAAGA